AUGGCGACUUCCACAGUUCGCAUUACCGAUGGAAUCUGUCCCAUCUUCUCCCCAGGUUCGAGAAGAGCUCACAGUCUCGACUUUUCACACUCUGAAGAUUUCUUGAGACCAGACGGCGGAGAUGGAGGUCCGCCUCGGUGGUUCUCUCCGUUGGAAUGUGGCAAACGAGCUCCGGGAUCCCCUCUUCUCCUCUACAUACCUGUCACUGACCGGACCCCUGCUCGAGACGUUGUGAAGCUGAUUGAGAGGACGGGUGAAGAAUACAAGUUGUUUUGGCCAGAACAUUCAGAGUUUGUAAGGAUCGCAUCUAAAUUUGGAGCAAAGAUCAUUCCUUUUGGCACUGUUGGAGAAGAUGAUCUUUCAUCUUUGUCAAGUACGCAAAAUCUCCUUGAUCGUGUGGUUUUGGAUUACAAUGAUCAAAUGAAGAUCCCUUUCCUCAAGAAGCUCACAGAAGAGGUAACAAAGGACACAACUAGGUUGAGGAACGGUGAAGAAGGCGAAGUGGGAAACCAAGAUCUGCCUAUGCCUGGAAUCAUUCCAAAGAUUCCGAGACGGUUUUACGUUUAUUUUGGAAAACCUAUAGAAACAAAAGAUCAUUUUGUAUACAAUGUAAACGUAAACAGAAAGAUCAUUGGGUGGAAGAGUUUGACUGAUUUUUGGGUGGAAGCUGAAGAUCUAUUGAGAUCAGACGGCGGAGAUGGAGGAUGUUUGACAUAUGGUGCCUUCACUUUCCAGACAGUGAUCCAACGCCUGCCUGCUCGAGGAGGAUGGGGUAGAUCUGGCGACCAUCUCGUGUCUCUCGCAGAAAAUUUCAGAUCUUUAUCGAGCUAUUACUUUGUGACUGGUCAUAGUCUAAAGGUGUUGGCUUUAAGCUUUAGUUCUAGUCUUGAAGAGCUUUCUUUGCUUAGCUGCGACGCUGUUGAGAGAAAGUCUGGUUCGGUGUUGGUUGCUUUGAACAAAAGCUGUGUGAAGUUGAGGAACUUGGAUGUUGCGAGUUGUCGAUUGAUUGAGGGUGAUGACGUGGAGGCUUUUGUUAUGAAGUCACAGAGGUUGAAGAAGAUUGUGGUUGAUGAGAGCAAGAUUACAGAGGAGGCGAUGAAAUGGGCUUCGUGUAAGUUAAUUGAGGUUGUUGCUGUUGUUUCAGAUAUUCCUCGGUGA
Messenger RNA from Microthlaspi erraticum, 1158 nucleotides. NCBI's taxonomy places the organism in Eukaryota, Viridiplantae, Streptophyta, Magnoliopsida, Brassicales, Brassicaceae. The record is from the annotation of a GenBank genome assembly.